GACAGAGCGCAGAGCCCGGACCGAACCCCCUCGGUGACAGGCGACCCUGGACCGAACCCCCUCGGUGACAGGAGCCCCUGAGCCCCUCCGACACACAGGGGGGAGCGAAGAUGCCCUCGGCUCGGAAGCCGAUGCGGUACGGCCACAGCGAGGGACACACCGAGGUCUGCUUCGAUGACACCGGGAGCUGCAUUGUAACUUGUGGCAGUGAUGGAGAUGUUAGGAUUUGGGAAAACCUGGAUGACGAUGAUCCCAAGUCCAUUAAUGUGGGAGAAAAGGCCUACUCAUGUGCUCUAAAGAAUGGAAGACUGAUCACAGCAGUCUCGAACAACACUGUUCAGAUCCACACAUUUCCCGAGGGAGCCCCCGAUGGAAUCCUGACUCGUUUCACCAUGCACGCCAACCACGUCACCUUCAGCAGUGGUGGCACCAAAAUUGCUGCUGGAUCCAGUGACUUUAUGAUCAAAGUUGUGGAGGUGACUGACAGCAGCAAGCAGAAAACAUUCAGAGGACACGAGGCUCCUGUUUUAAGCCUGUCUUUUGACCCCAAGGAUGUUUACCUGGCAUCGGCGAGCUGUGAUGGCUCUGUCAGAGUCUGGAAAAUUGAAGAUCAGACAUGCACAACAAGCUGGCAGCUGCUGCAGAAGUGUAAUGAUGUGAUAAAUGCUAAAUCAAUCUGCAGGCUUGGCUGGCAACCUGGCACUGGGAAGUUGCUGGCAGUUCCUGUAGAUAAAGUUGUUAAACUGUACAGAAGAGAAACCUGGGAUAGUCAAUUGGAUCUAUCAGAUGCCUCCAUCACACUGCCCCUGAAUGUUGUGGCCUGGUCUCCUUGUGGGCAGUACCUGGCAGCUGGAAGUGUGGAUGGGAGCAUAGUGGUGUGGAAUGUGGAAACCCAGGAGUGCAUAGAGAGGAUGAAGCAUGAGAAAAAUUACUCAAUUUGUGGACUGGCAUGGCACCCUAAAUAUAAGCAAGUUGCUUACACAGACACUGAAGGAAAUCUGGGGCUGCUGGAAAAUGUUGGCGUUGUAGAGAAGCCAAAGGACAAGGUUGCCAGUGCAGUGGCCAAGGACUACAACGAUCUCUUUGAUGGAGACGACGACGACUAUUUCAAUGGAGAUAUGGUUGAACCUCAGUCCUCCCCAAACCCUGCAGCUGAUGAAGAUGAUGAUGGUGACCUUAUGCUAACUUCAGGCCGUCCAAGAAGGGCAAUAAUUGAUGAGGAUGAUAACUCACUAGAUAUUGGGUUGAUAAAAGCUAGCUCCAGCCUUCUUGAAAAGGAGGAAGAUGGUGAUGAUCAGACUGGUGGCUUUUCAGCUUUGCCACCAUCAUCUACACAGCAGCAUUUUUAUGAUGGGCCAAUGCCAACCCCCAAGCAAAGGCCCUUCCAGUCUGGCUCCACUCCUGCACAUCUCAUGCAUCGAUUCAUGGUGUGGAAUUCAGUUGGUAUCAUCCGCUGUUACAACGAUGAGCAGGACAAUGCCAUAGAUGUAGAAUUCCACGACACCUCUGUGCAUCAUGCAACACACCUGCCCAACUCCCUGAACCACACCAUGGCUGACCUCUCUGCUGAAGCUAUUUUGCUGGCCUGUGAGGGUACAGAGGAACUUGCAAGCAAGCUCCACUGCAUUCAUUUUGGCUCCUGGGAUGCCAACAAGGAGUGGACAGUGGAUAUGCCAAAGGAUGAGGACAUUGAGGCCAUCUGCCUGGGCCAAGGCUGGGCUGCUUGUGCCACCAGUGCCUUCCUGGUCCGUGUGUUCACAGUUGGAGGAGUUCAGAGAGAGAUCUUCAGCCUCCCAGGCCCAGUGGUGUCCAUGGCAGGGCACGGAGAGCAGCUGAUGAUUAUUUAUCACAGAGGUACUGGGUUUGAUGGGGACCAGUGCCUCGGGGUACAGCUGAUGGAGCUGGGAAAGAAGAAAAGGCAAAUUUUGCAUGGAGACCCUCUUUCUCUUACAAGGAAAUCGUAUUUGGUAUGGGUUGGAUUCUCUGCAGAAGGUACCCCUUGUUACGUGGAUUCCGAGGGGAUCGUGCGGAUGUUGAACCGAGGGCUUGGGAACACUUGGAUUCCAGUGUGCAACACCAGGGAGCAAUGCAAAGGAAAAUCUGAUCACUACUGGGUCGUUGGCAUCCAUGAAAACCCCCAGCAGCUCAGGUGUAUUCCCUGCAAAGGAUCCCGGUUCCCUCCCACACUGCCACGGCCUGCUGUAGCAAUUUUACCUUUUCAGCUUCCUUACUGCCAAGUUACAACAGAAAAGGGGCAGAUGGAGGAGCAGUACUGGCGUUCUGUUGUGUUUCAAAACCACGUGGAUUACUUAUCCAAAAAUGGCUACGAAUUUGAUGAAAGUGCUAAAAAUCAGGCAGUGAAAGAGCAGCAAGAACUUUUAAUGAAGCUGUUUGCUCUCUCCUGCAAACUGGAGCGGGAGUUCCGCUGUGUGGAACUGGCCGACCUCAUGGCUCCCAACGUGGUGAGCCUGGCCAUCAAAUACGCCUCCCGCUCCCGCCGCAUCAACCUCGCCCAGCGCCUCAGCCAGCUGGCUGUGGAGAAAGCCACUGAGCUGGCAACAGCACAGGGAGAUGAAGAAGAGGAGGAGGAGGAGGAGGAAGAGGAUUUCCGGAAGCACUUGAGUGCUGGUUACAGCAGCUCAGCCACGGAGUGGGGUCAGCUGCCAGUCAGGAACGUUCAGCAGGACCAAGAAGUGGAAGAUGCUGAGGAAACUGAUGCCUGUGAGGAAGCAGAAGAAACUCCAGAAGUGCAUAAACAGAGGCCAAAUCCUUUCUCCAAAGGUGUCACUUCAGCAGAGGUGACUACUCCAAAGUCUGCAGUUCUAGGUUCAUCAAGCAGCCAAGGACGAGUGAAUCCAUUUAAGGUGUCAUCUAACAAAAAGGACCCAGUGGUCCCCUCAGCAAAUGUUUUAGACACUAUGAGCAGAUACUCAAAGAAAACAUCUUUGUCUGGCAGUCGAGCUGUGAACAAGCAGAACCCUCCAGUUAUAAAGCCUCUGAUUCCCAAACCCAAGUCGAAGCAGGCUUCAGCAACCUCCUUCUUCCAACCUCGUACACUUACACCCAACCCUAGUGAAAAAGCAGUGGAAGAAAGAGAAGGAAAAGCAGUGGAAGAAAGAGAAGGAAAAGCAGUGGAAGACGGAGAAGGAAAAGCAGGAAAUGAGUCCCAUGAAGUCAAAGUCACUGCACAGGAGAACACUGAAAACAGAAGACCAAGGACAGGUUUCCAGAUGUGGCUGGAGGAGAACAGAGCAAACAUUUUGACAGAUAAUCCUGAUCUGAACGAAGCAGAAGUAAUAAAAGAAGGCAUGAGUCGAUUUAGAAUGUUGACAUCAGAGGAAAGGAUGGUGUGGACUGAGAAAGCAAAAGGAGGGGCAGUCAAUGGUUUAGCAGAAGAUAAAAAGCGGAAGCGUCCCACGGCUGACGAAGGUGAAGGGAGAAGGAGCCAGGAGGAAAAAUCGGAGGACACAAACGCAUCCAAAAAAUCCAAGCCUUUGGACCAAUCCACAAAUGGCAGGUUGUCAGCUUUUGCCUUCAAGCAGAGCUAAAUGACGUGGUGCCUUCUCAGUGUCUGUGUUCUGUGCUCAGGUAGCUCUGUACGGAGGGAACUGGCUGCCUUGCUCAGAGAGCACCAACAGAAGGAGUGAUUUGCUCCAAAUAGUCUCUUAGAAAGUGUUUUAUAAUCAGUUCUUGAGGGAAAUGUUGAAAUCUACUCUCACAAUUUUUUUACUAUAAAGCUUGAUAGCAAAAUUCCUAUUAAUGGGCCUGCUCCCUGGAGGCACUGGAAGCUGAGUUCCACAGUGCUGUGUAGCUGUGACACACACACACACACAUUGUGUGCCUUGAUACUUGUAAUAUUUGGUGCUAAAUGCAGAUUAAUCAUUCUGGGGAGCAUAAACUGUGUCCAAAAAUCUGCCCUGUGAUUUUAGAGAGGCAAAGGAAUGGCUUCUGUACCAUUCCUACUGCCUGGGAGUAAGACACUCAAGGAAAUGGGCGUGAGGGGAAGAAAGCUGAACACCAGCAACACAUUAAACUGCAUUUUCAACAUCUGUGGCAGUGGCAGAGAGCACUUUGACACAGGCAGGGAUAGAAAACCAGGGCAGAAGCUGAAUUAGGAAGGUCAGGUGUGCAAAGCCAAGCCACUCCAGACUGUGCAAAUGUGCUUUCCCAAUCCAUGGCUCAGCAGGGUCCAGAAGAACUUGAAAAUGUGUUUAUUAUUUUCUGUAACGUUUGUUUUUUAAAUAAAAUGCGAAAGUUUCCUCGUUUAAGUUGGUGUUGUAAUUGAAGCAAACAGAUUUUUAC
Messenger RNA from Lepidothrix coronata (blue-crowned manakin), 4302 nucleotides. RefSeq names its product WD repeat and HMG-box DNA binding protein 1 (gene WDHD1). The transcript is spliced from 26 exons. Gene Ontology annotation, cellular component: nuclear replication fork. Bases 111 to 3548 code for a protein of 1145 amino acids. The record is from RefSeq and is a predicted model, not a curated record. Gene Ontology annotation, biological process: DNA-templated DNA replication; mitotic cell cycle; DNA repair. Gene Ontology annotation, molecular function: protein binding; chromatin binding. NCBI's taxonomy places the organism in Eukaryota, Metazoa, Chordata, Aves, Passeriformes, Pipridae.